CAGAAACGUUGCCAAGCUGAUGGGUGUACACGGAAGCACCACACACUACUUCAUCAGAAUGAAAUGCCAACCAGGCCACGAUCACCUGUGACCGGAAAUAUACCCACGGACACUAAUAGUAAGGUCAAUUCAACAAAUUUCUGCUGAGUGUAAAGGAACUUCAUUGAAUAAAAAUUUGCUUUCUGGUCCUGACAACAACAACAUGCUAACAGGAGUGCUCAUUCGAUUCAGGCAAGAAUUGACUGCAUUUGUUUGUGACAUAAAAGAAAUGUUCUACAGAAUUAAAGUUUCACCUGAGGACACAGAUGCUCAGCGGUUCCUAUGGUGGAAGGACCAUAAUUUGGAUAGUGUUCCCAUUGACUUUAAAAUGUUGUCCCACAACUUUGGGAACACUUCAUCACCUUCUGUUGCCACAUUUGCGCUACACAAAGUAGCCACAGACAAUCUGUCGAAUGCAGAUGAAAUGACAGUACGCACCGUUAUGCGCAAUUUUUAUGUCGAUGAUGGACUGAAAUCUGUCGAUGAUCCAUCAGAUGCUGUAAGACUAAUCAAACAGCUCACUGAAUUGUUGGCAACUGGAGGAUUUCACCUCACCAAAUUUAUGAGCAAUGAUAUCAAUGUUCUGCAAUCAGUUCCAGAAAGUGAUCGUGCUCCUGCAAUCAAAGACCUCAAUCUUGAAAGUAAUUCACUCAGUCGCACCCUAGGUGUACAAUGGAACAUGCACACUGAUGAAUUUGUAGUAUACGUCAACAUUGAACCAAAGGCGCUCACUCGAAGAGGCAUUCUUUCAAUGGUGAGUCAAAUCUUUGAUCCUUUGGGUUUUGUUCAACCAUUCAUCUUACCUGCCAAGCGAAUUCUGCAGGAUCUUUGUAUUGAAGGAUACUCAUGGGAUGACCCCAUUACUGGUUUACUAAAGGACCGUUGGGAAAAAUGGAUCGAUAAAUUACAUGCAUUGAAUGGCCUGGCGAUCCCUCGAUGUUACAAACCACAAGAGUUCAAAAGCAACAAUAUCCAAUUACAUUGUUUUUGUGAUGCCAGCACAUCUGGCUAUGGAGCAUCAGCUUACUUACGACUUACUGGCGACAAAGGUGAAGUUCAUUGUUCCUUUGUCAGGGGAGUCGCUAGAGUAACUCCUAAGCAGCCACUGACUAUUCCACGAUUGGAACUCAUCGCUGCAGUUGUGGCUGCUGAGCUUGCCAAUUCAAUUUUACAAGAACUGGACUAUACAGUUGACAGCGUUAUAUAUUGGUCAGAUUCCAUGUCAGUUAUCCAGAUGAUCAAUAAUCGUUCUGAACGCUUCAAGACAUUUGUGGCCAACAGAAUAAACACAAUUCAUCUCUUGUCAAAACCACAUCAAUGGCACCAUGUCGAAUCUAAGCUGAAUCCAGCCGACAUUGCUUCUCGUGGUCUAAUGCCAGAUAAACUAAACAAGGCUGGUAUUUGGUUCAAAGGCCCACAAUUUAUAUGGGGAAGUGAAGAUGCAUGGACCGUGGUUAAUGAUGGGAUUCAUGAAGUCCCAUGCGACCCACAACUUGCUUCGGAGAUGAAAGUUCAUUAUACUGAACCUAUGAAAGAUCUCACAGAUUCUUCUCCAUUACAUGAACUGUUAUUGCGUUACUCAUUAUUCGAAAAGCUACGUAGAGCUGUUGCAUGGCUACUACGUUUUCGUACAUAUGCAACUUGGAAAUUCUCACAUUCUGACAAUUCACCAACUUUGGGAUUUUUAUCUGUGGAGGAAUUAGAUUGCGCCACCAAAGAAAUUAUGAAACUAGUACAACAAUCAUCCCUCUCAGAGGAGCUCAAAUAUUUUGAAGAUAAUACAGAUGCUGAGGAAGUACCGUUGAAUCUACAGAACAAAAAGAAACUCAAAACACAAUUUUCGAAAACACUUCUCAAAUGCAACCCUUUUGUACAAGAUGGAAUCCUGCGUGUAGGUGGACGACUUCGAAACUCUGGUUUACCAGUUGAUCAGAAGCAUCCGAUUAUUCUUCCACCAUACCAUCAUGUGACAAAACUGAUUAUUACCAAACAUCAUGAAAUGACUGGACAUUCUGGUACAUUACACACACUUUCCUCUGUUCGUGGCAAAUAUUGGAUUUUGAAGGGACAAUCUGCUGUUGCCAAGGUUGUUCGUGACUGUGUUGCUUGCAACAGACGUUCUGCAAAAGUAGGAGAGCAGUGGAUGGCAGAUCUACCAUUUUCUCGUGUUACUGCAGGUAACCCACCAUUUUACUACACUGCAGUUGAUCUGUUUGGCCCUGUAAGAAUCAAAUUGGGGCGAAGCGAACAUAAACGAUAUGGCUGUAUAUUUUCAUGCAUGGCUACAAGAGCAAUACAUAUUGAAGUUGUAGAAUCCUUGGAUACUUCAGCAUUCCUGCAAGCUUUCUUCAGGUUUACAUCUAGACGUGGGAAACCUGCUCAUGUAUAUUCAGACAAUGGAUCCAACUUGGUGGCUGGAAGCAAAGCUAUUGCAGAUGGUAUAAACAAAUGGAAUUCCAAACAGAUUGACACAUCUCUAUCUCAAAAGGGUAUACAAUGGCAUUUUUCGCCUCCUCUUUCUAGUCACCAAAAUGGAGUGGUGGAAAGAAUGGUACGAGAGGUGAAAAGAAUUCUUCGAGCUCUAUUGAAUGGCCAGUCUCUCAAUGAUUACUCAUUAUGGUCUCUUCUUACAGGAGUGGAGGGAAUUCUCAAUGAUAGACCACUCACACCACUGAGUGAUGAUCCGAAGGACUUGAAUGCCCUCUCUCCCAACUCAAUUUUGAUAAACAGAUUAGAACCGUCUUUACCACCUGAUGUGUUCUUUCGAACGGAUGAAUAUAGAAGAGGAUACAGACAUGUUCAACGAUUACUCGAUUUAUUUUGGCAGCGUUGGACAAAAGAAUAUCUUCCCCAAUUACAGUGCCGACAGAAGUGGCUCAAUGUUCAACGCAACUUUCAAGUUGGAGAUCUUGUGCUGAUGUACGAUGACAAUUCACCAAGAGGAUGUUGGCCCAAGGCAAUUGUAGAAGAAACAUACCCUGAUGAUCAAGGGGUUGUCAGACGAGUGAAGGUGCGCACAUCCAAUUCAACAUAUGUGCGUGACAUAAGGAAGCUUUGUCUACUAGAAGCUGUUUGAUACAUUUACACAUUACAUAUAUAGCAAUAGCAUCCACACCACGCAUACACAAUUACACAUACAUAACAUACAUUCUCACUAUGGGAAUAUUAGGUGUUUUUUUUGAAUUUUUUUUUGAGGGAGAUAAUUUUUUGGUUUUACCCCCCCUUUUAUUUUCGGGGUCUUGCAUUGACAAUUUCGUUAUCUUUAUUGAUUUGUUACUGUGUUUAUCCUUUCAAUUGUUUUUGGAACUCAAGCAAACCUUUCUUGUUUUUUGAAAAUCAUUUUCCUUGUUAUCGAUAUAACAUUUCAUAUAAUUUUCGGGGCCGGUAUGUAAGAAAUGUUUGCAUGCAUUUUAUGGGACCUUGAGUCCUUCACUUUAAGCACCUUAAGUUAGUCACGCUUUGUGAGUUUACAUUGCCCAUCUUUACUGUGACGUAAUAGUCACUUAUUCCCCCGCGCUUUACGGCCUUCUAGAACUUUCCUUGCCACGAGGUAGACGCUUGUUGCGCUUUGCUUAUUAGGGAGGAUUCUGCGCGACUGCAGAAAUUAUAGCUUAUAGGUUUUACUAUUUUCUGGUUAUAUUACUAAAUGAUUAUCAGGUAGGAAUUCUAGAAUUGAAAUGAUUAUGUUUAUCCAUAUAUUGUCCGAUAGGUUGUGAGGAUUGCUGUAUUUUUGUUGUAUCGAAUACGUCUGUCACUUAUUGUUUUUAUUUGUAUUAUAGCAUACUUAUGGCUGUUCUUUGAGUCCUUGUCAAAAACAGUCAAUUUAUCACUAACACUAACGCCGACACUAACCCUAACACUGUUAUCACUGACGUCAACAUUAGAUGUGUUUAAACAAGAUAAUAAAGUUUCUUUCAACACAA
Molecule: messenger RNA, 3962 nt
Organism: Styela clava
Lineage: Eukaryota; Metazoa; Chordata; Ascidiacea; Stolidobranchia; Styelidae
Source: RefSeq, a predicted model, not a curated record